AUGCCAUCUACUGGGUUUUCCGACUUUGGUGGGACAUUUGAGCCUGACUCGGGACUGCCAUCAACGGCCUAUGGCGAAUUUAUGAACGAGGACGAGAACCUUUUUGGCCUGCCUAACAGCGACGCCGACGUGUUACAGGCUCUUGCAUCGACAAGCUUCGGAGACCCCAAAGCACUUCUUGCGACAGCUGGUCGCCCAGUGCAUAGCACCAAGCCAGGCGCUCCUGGCUUUUCGCCAGUAUCGCACAGGGACUCUUCGUCCUCAUCCUCUUCCAGAUCAAGAAGUGCCGACUCCACCUCACCUAGAACUGGAGGCAGUCAGACUUCCGGAGAAGUCAUGAUGACAGAAGAUGCCUCGUUUACUGAUUUCAAGCCAAUGGAUGGACUUUCUGGGGACCUGUUCCCUGGUGAUGGAGCUGAUUUUUCUAUGCUCGAGGACUCCCUAGAUUCCUCCAUCAACACAGAUAACCACUUCAAUGACAACUACUUCGAUUUCGAAAGCGCCUCGAGCAGCCCCAGUGCUGCUCCGACUGUGGAUGGUCGCGUCGCUUUUUCUCCCCAGAACCACGCGGCGACCACGACGAUGCCCAUGAAGAGCCCGAAUGCAAAGAGAGCUAAGAGCCAUGUCAAGGCCCAGUCUCAACACUCCUUGACCCAGGGAAUGCAGACAUUGCGCACCAAUGGUUCAAGGGAAGUAUCGCCCAUGUUUGCAAGCCAAGCAUCUUCUCCAGCCGCCAUAUUCAACAACACGCCUUCCCCUGAUACAAAGUUUGACUUCACGGCGCCCCAUAAUGGGUUUGGAGGUGCCCAAGGAUGGUCCGCCAGCUUUAACUCAGGCGCUUUCCAGACUCAACCCAUGGUGGAUAUGUCAUCAUUCAACCAUGGACUACCGGGCUACGCUCCCCAACCGCAGCUGUUUCCUUCAUCAGCACCUAAGCUGGUCAUUCAGUCAACGCCUUUGAAGUCGCGUGUGGAGACGCAGAUUCCCAUCAAAAUGACGGUGUACAACAUGCCGCCAAUGUACAAGCGCCUCCAUCUGCCCAUGCACACCAUCUCAAAAGCCAAACUUCUUGCCAAGCAGAACGCGGAGCGCUCCCCCGAUCUGCUCGAGUUAUAUACCAUGUUGGUCUGCAGCAGUGCCAUGCAUGACGAGGAGAAACGAAAGAAGGCUUUCGCUCGUGCUGCCAAGAUUGGCCACCCUGCUUCUCCUGAAGUCGGCCCUCUAGAGGAAGACGAUAAACCACAAAAUGGUGGUGAGGUACGGAUAUGUCAAGGAUGCAUCACACGAGAGCGAAAGCGAGCGGGCCGGAAAAAGAACAAGAAGCCUGAAGAGGACGAACUAUGGGACAGGUUUCAAAAUCACCGUGCUAUCGUUUUCAACACCAACGAGGUCAAGGAAUGGCAAGCUGUCGCUGAACCCGCAGGAGUUGGUAUCCGGUUUCCUCCUGGAACAAUGCAGGUCGAUGCCCCAAUGCGUAUUGCCUGUUAUUGUCGACACCAUGGGGAGAAGGUGGGCUUCAAAGUCAUCUUCACAAUCAAAGACUUUCAAGAUCGGGUGGUUGCUCAGGAAAUGUCAUCGUCCAUCAUGAUCACUGAUGACCACAAGACGCACGUCCCGGUCAGUGCACAUGCGCAGUCUACAGCCUCAAAUAGCACGGACAAUGUAACCACAACGGCAACAACUGCUAUUGAGUCGAUCGAUAACAAGCCGCUAGAAGCUCCCUUGCCAUUCCGACAAACACAUUCGACCUCAGAUCUCCAAGCUCUACACCAGAACCCACAUCCGUAUCAGUCCUCAUUGUCUAACCCUGGAAGCUCACAAGGAACUUCUGUUACGGUCACCCCACGGAAUCAGUCGCGCCAUGCAUCGCCCAGUAGUCCAUCAGGGCACGCCUCGAAGAAAAGAAAGGCUAGCGGUUCGAUCAAAGUGCCUACUGAGCUGGCUAUGACGCGGCUCGAGACUGUUCAGCCAGCCCCGGCAGUCCCAAUGGGCAACCAAGACAACCCGGCUACUGUAUCCGCGGCACAAUCGCCAUUCUCUCCACAUGCUAAUUUUCCACCGACGGGCAGCAACAACCCCAUGUUUAAUCCCGUUGCACAACCUGGCUUUAACGGAAUUCCACCACCUUUUACAACCGGCCCGCCGACUCCCAAUAGUAACAGCAAUGACCAAAUACUGUUUUCUGGCGCAAACAGAAACAUGAGUAUGGAUAAUCUGGCAAUGUCUCAACCAAUGUUCUCUGCUCCGGCUUCCGCACACCCUAGCCGAGCGCCCAGUCCUAACUCUCUAAGGAACGACCUUCAACAAAACCAGCUCAAUCAGGCGUUGUAUCCACAAGCAAGUAUGAGUAUGAACUCUACACGGGCACCUAGCCCCAUGAUUCAUAAAAUCAUUCCGGCUGAGGGUCCUAAGUCUGGUGGCAUCGAAGUGACUAUACUAGGAAGCGGCUUCACGAAUGGCGGUUUGGAGGUCAUGUUUGGAGACCAACGCGCCACCACAACCACAUACUGGGGCGAGAGCUCUCUGGUUUGCUUACUUCCUCCCUCUCCUGUGACGGGGCCUGUCAUUGUCACGAUUCGACAACCUCGAACCGGCGAACAACCUGCCUUUGGCAAGAACCCACCGAUUUUCCGUUACGUUGAUGACAAUGAGGACCAAUUGAUGCGCACUGCACUUGCAGUUCUGGGAUCGAAGAUUGGCGGCAACAUCGCGGAUGUUGCUGAUAUUGCCCGUAGCAUCAUCAGCGCCAGGGGUGGCGGCGGCGGCGGCGGCCAGGCAGGUUGGGGUGCCUCAGCUGGGUCGAGCAGUCAGACCCCUGGAGGCUACAACUUCGAGCACGCUCACUCUCUAGAGUCUGGUCUGCUCAAAGUACUAGAGAUGAUUGACCUUGAUGACAGCAUCCAUAAGGUGAGGAUCAAUCUUAGACGGUCAACUGGCCAAACAAUGCUGCAUCUUGCCUGUUCCAUUGGUAUGAUUCGCUUCGUUGCAGGUCUGUUGUCGCGUGGAGCAAACGCAGGUGCUCGAGACAAGGGUGGCUUCACACCUCUGCAUUUUGCGGCUAUGAACAAUCAUCCCGAGAUCGUCCGUCGGCUCAUCAUUGCUGGCGCCGAUCCAACGAUGCGAAGCCUUUCCGGGCUGACACCAGCUGACGUAGCUCAAUCGAGAGAUGUCCUGAAGGCACUUCGACGGAUCCAGAAUCACUCAAGGUCGCGAAGCGGCAGUUCUCUUCAUAGCAGGGUCAGCAGCGCUCAUUCACUUCGGUCUUUGUGGGAUACGCCAGGGAUGCCUGCACAUCAGGAGUUCUUGUCUGAUUCGUCGGAUCGGGUCGACACGAGUGACAGCUACGAAGACUCGUCAGAGGACGAUAAGCAGGCCGAUGACGGGGAGUGGCUUGAUAUGAGAAGAAGCAGCGCACAGCGGAGCACUCAACAGUUACCUGCGGUUGCACCGUCCCCGGCGGUAGAUGUCCCGGCGGGAAUGGCCUCUCCGGGCGCCGCAAUGACAGCCUUCCGAGACCAAUUUACAGCACAGAUGCAGCAAUUACAACAGUCAAUGGCAAUGCAUCUGCAGAACUGGCCACAAUUCCAGAUGCCACAAAUGCCACAAAUGCCGCAGAUGCCACAUAUGCCAGUACUUCCAGAGAGCUACCACAACUACUUGCACAAUGCACCCGUUAUGCAACGCAUCAGCUCCUUGGUACCUAAUGUUCGGGGUUCUCGACCAGGGUCCGCUGGCGAACAUGCACCCAGAGAUGGCGAGAAGCAGUGGUGGGAGAUGCCGUCACUGUUUGGUACGCGAGAAGCACCACCGGCCUACGAAGACGUAUUUCCCCAGAAGGAUCUUGACACAAAGCAAGCAGCCGCGGCCGGUGCCGCUGCAGAUUGCGAAGCAGAUGAGAAAUGCGCCGCUCUAUACGACCAAGACCAAGCGUCUACAGAGUCCUCAAAGGUCCGCGAGAUACCCGUGCUCCUGCAAAUCGGACGUAAGAACGCUAUCACGAGGGAGCAACAGGAAACCCUCCAACGUGCCCAUGCGGAGAGGCUCAAGACCGGCAGCAGUGAUAAGAUGCUCUGGUUCGUCUGGAUUCCUUUGCUUACCUUGAUUCUCGGCUUUAUGCUCUUCAAUGGCGCUAUGAGCUUCGUGUCUGGGACCACCACCUUCGCCAAAUCGACUGCUACAUUCGUGGCUGCACCAAGGGAAGCCUUGCAACAACUCCGCGAGAAUGCAGCAGCACUUCCAGUCGCUCUUGUACCACCUAUCGCUUUGGAACGAUAG
Messenger RNA from Truncatella angustata, 4275 nucleotides. RefSeq lists its product as uncharacterized. Gene Ontology annotation, cellular component: nucleus. The coding region runs from base 1 to 4275 and encodes 1424 amino acids. Lineage: Eukaryota; Fungi; Ascomycota; Sordariomycetes; Amphisphaeriales; Sporocadaceae. Gene Ontology annotation, biological process: regulation of transcription by RNA polymerase II. The transcript is spliced from 3 exons. The record is from RefSeq and is a predicted model, not a curated record. Gene Ontology annotation, molecular function: double-stranded DNA binding; protein binding; transcription coregulator activity.